GCCUGCGAAGCAGUAAACCAGCACCUCUGUUUGUUUGUUUGCUUUGUCCAUAGUUCAACUGCUCCCAACCCACACACCAAGGAUCCUGAAUCUGUCCACUCUUGGCGAAGCGAGACCUUCUGGCUGGGUCCCUCCGAUUUGGGCUGAUUUUGCGCCUCCAAACAACCUUAGCAUGAUGUCUUAUCUUAAGCAACCGCCUUACGCUGUCAAUGGGCUGAGUCUGACCACUUCGGGCAUGGACUUGCUGCACCCUUCAGUGGGCUACCCGGGGCCCUGGGCUUCUUGUCCCGCAGCCACUCCCCGGAAACAGCGCCGGGAGAGGACGACGUUCACCCGGGCGCAGCUAGACGUGCUGGAAGCUCUAUUUGCUAAGACCCGGUACCCAGACAUCUUCAUGCGGGAGGAGGUGGCGCUGAAAAUCAACUUGCCCGAGUCCAGGGUGCAGGUGUGGUUUAAGAAUCGGAGAGCUAAGUGCCGCCAACAGCAGCAGCAGCAACAGAACGGAGGUCAGAACAAAGUGAGACCUGCAAAAAAGAAGACCUCACCAGCUCGUGAAGUGAGUUCAGAGAGUGGAACAAGUGGCCAGUUCACUCCCCCCUCUAGCACCUCAGUCCCGGCCAUUUCCAGCAGCAGUGCUCCCGUGUCUAUCUGGAGCCCAGCUUCCAUCUCCCCACUGUCAGAUCCCUUGUCCACCUCCUCUUCCUGCAUGCAGAGGUCUUAUCCCAUGACCUAUACUCAGGCUUCAGGUUAUAGUCAAGGAUAUGCUGGCUCAACUUCCUACUUUGGGGGCAUGGACUGUGGAUCUUACUUGACCCCAAUGCAUCACCAGCUUCCUGGACCAGGGGCCACACUCAGCCCCAUGGGUACCAAUGCAGUCACCAGCCAUCUCAAUCAGUCCCCAGCUUCUCUUUCCACCCAGGGAUACGGAGCUUCCAGCUUGGGUUUUAACUCAACCACUGAUUGCUUGGAUUAUAAGGACCAAACGGCCUCGUGGAAGCUCAACUUCAAUGCCGACUGCUUGGACUAUAAAGACCAGACGUCCUCAUGGAAAUUCCAGGUUUUGUGAAGAUCUGUAGAACCUCUUUGUGGGUGAUUUUUAAAUACACUGGGCUGGACAUUCCAGUUUUAGCCAGGCAUUGGUUAAAAGAGUUAGAUGGGAUGAUGCUCAGACUCCUCUUCUGAUCAAUGUUCCGGGAGGCAUAGAAGGAGAAAUGAAGGGCCUUAGAAGGGCCUACCAACCAGCAACCGGAAAUGGACAGACCAGUCUACUUCAGAUCCUGUCAUAGUUUUAGAUCAUUGGUUUUCCUGAUUUGCAAAGUGAUCAAAAGCAUUCUAGCCACGUGCAACCAAACACCACCAAAAAGAAACGAAACUAAAUUGUGAGGGAAAGGAAGGCAGGACAUAGCCUUCUUAAGCAGAGGUGUUCCAGUGUUUUAGCCAAUCCGUGGUUGAUACUUAGGAAUGGCCAGUGUCUCAAGCUCACUCACGUUUCAUGACCAACUGGUAGUUGGCACUGAAAAACUUUUCAGGGCUGUGUGAAUUGUGCGACUGAUUGUCCUAGAUGCACUACUUUAUUUAAAAAUAAUGUUCAUAAGGAGUCAAUAUGUAGUUUAAGCGACAAUCGGUGUGUGUCUUAUAUAAAUGGUACAUCUGUGGUUUUUAAUCUGUGCUAGACUUCAAAACUGUGAUCUCCUGUUAUUGUAUGCAACCUUGAACUCCACCUCCGCAGGGGUUCUUCCGUGAUUAAAUAGGUUAUAAUUAUAAGCAAAUGCAGAGCAACUGAGUACUUAUCAAAAAGAUUACCUUUGGCUGGAGGUGAGCUGCACUGAAACUUAUAACAAAAAUGUCUCUGGACAAGGAGAGUGAGAGAAGAGAAACAAAAGGACACUAAUUCAUCUGUAAUUUACUGUUGGUAAGCCUAGCAGUAAAGAGACAUUGGUCAAUUGCUCUGACCCUGAUGAAUUUAUAAACUGAGAUCAUUGUCGUUUAUGCUUGCAGAUGUUAACUGGAAAAGUUAUAUAUGCAUAAACCUUUUCUUCCUGGAUUUGGCAGAUAUGUAUAAUUAUAUUAAAAUGGUUC
Messenger RNA from Lontra canadensis (Northern American river otter), 2079 nucleotides. RefSeq names its product orthodenticle homeobox 2 (gene OTX2). Gene Ontology annotation, biological process: multicellular organism development; regulation of transcription by RNA polymerase II. Lineage: Eukaryota; Metazoa; Chordata; Mammalia; Carnivora; Mustelidae. The record is from RefSeq and is a predicted model, not a curated record. The coding region runs from base 173 to 1066 and encodes 297 amino acids. Gene Ontology annotation, molecular function: RNA polymerase II cis-regulatory region sequence-specific DNA binding; DNA-binding transcription factor activity, RNA polymerase II-specific. Gene Ontology annotation, cellular component: nucleus. The transcript has 3 exons.